Messenger RNA from Monopterus albus (swamp eel), 3885 nucleotides. RefSeq names its product tudor domain containing 1 (gene tdrd1). The transcript has 25 exons. Lineage: Eukaryota; Metazoa; Chordata; Actinopteri; Synbranchiformes; Synbranchidae. Bases 99 to 3443 code for a protein of 1114 amino acids. The record is from RefSeq and is a predicted model, not a curated record.
UUCGACCUAAUCUGCCCUUGAGGAAACCAUCAUCGAGCCCCGUGGCUUUUCCCACCGCGAAGCCUUCUACGAGACAUGUCGCAGUCAAUGCAACAGUCAUGCGUUCCUCGUCAGGCACCAUGGUGCAAGAUCCUGUUCAUUCCCCAUUAAGCAGGGAUAACUCUGCGGUGGUCGGAUUCAUGCCACCAGUACUGAAUGUAUACUUGUGCAAGUUCUGUGGUCAGCAAGGGAAUUUCCGGUGCAAGCGCUGCAAGAAAAUGCCUUACUGCUCUGUGGUGUGUCAAACAGAAGACUGGAAGGAACACAGACAUGUGUGCAAAGCCAUUGAUCCAGAACCUGCAAAAGAGAAACCAAAUGAAACCACAUUGACAGGAGAAAGAGCUGAGCUCUUGAAGCAGGGUGACCCAUCCACCCCACCGAGGGUCUAUUUGAAGGACUUGGAUAUGACUAAAAUCAUUACGAGAACAGGCAUCCAGGCAUCGGUUUUAGAGUUCUACAGUCCUAGCAGGUUUUUCAUCCUUGUCCAAAGCCCUGAGGUCUUGGAAGCUCUGCAAAGCAUCAGCGCAGAGCUGCAGAAAACAUACAGCUGCCCCUCAGUGAUGACAUAUGUACCUUGUGUCGGUGAGGUUUGUGGAGUACAGUACUCCUGUGAUCUGAAGUGGUACAGAGGCCUGGUCCAGACCUUUGCUGCUGACCAGAAGAUGGCUAAUAUCCUUUACAUUGACUUUGGCAAUGAAGAGGAUGUCCCAGUGAACAGGAUCAGGCCCCUGACUAAUAUCAAGCCAUUUUGUCCAUGUGCAGUGGAGUGCUGUAUUGCUGGAGUGGUGCCAGUGGCUGGCAAGUGGUCGGGCAAGUGCUGUAUUGCAGUGAGACAGCUGUUGGCCGGUAAGACUGUGACUGUAAGGCUGGUGGAAAUGGCAGAGAAUGGUCGCGUUCAUGCUGUGGAUAUCCUGCUUUCCAUGGGAAACCAGUUGAGCACUUUGCUCAUUGAGAAUGGUUAUGCAGCAAAGAAAAUUAUCAACACAACACUGACUGAGCAAGAAAUAACUGCCAUGAUGAGUGCAUCCUUGGAAAACUUUCAGCAUCUUUCCACUGGGGAGGAUGACAAUUCCUGGGCUCAGCCUCCACAGCCACUGACACAGGCUGUGGGUGAUUCAUUCUUUGUUGUGAUCACUCACUUUCAGUCACCUGAUAAAAUGAUCGUACAGAAGGUGGAGAAUGCCAGACUGAUUCACGAGUUGCAAUUGAAGCUGAGGGAGCACUGCAGACAGGUCCCACCCCCGCAGAACUUCAGACCAGCACCUGGCACCAUUUGCUGUGCACUGUUCUCAGAAGACAAGCAAUGGUACAGGGCUAAAGUUCUGGCUUAUUCAUCAGAGAACCGCGUCUGUGUUGUCUACCUUGAUUUCGGCAACUCUGAGGAGGUGGAUUUAGACCACCUGUGGCCUAUCAGCACUUCACUACUGGUCCUUCCCAUGCAGGCUAUCCCUUGUGUUCUGGCAGGGGUACAGCCUGUUGGAGAGAGGUGGUCAGAGGACUGCCUGUUGGCCUUGCAGCAAAGGGUAUUGAACAGAAUACUGCGCAUUAACAUCCAGGGAGCUCUUGAGGGCCGGGCCUUGGUGGCUAUGAUUGAUGAGUCCAGUGAUCCUCAGGCCGAUGUAGCUGAGCUGCUGAUCUCUGCUGGUUAUGCUGUUCCUUCUCCUGUCACUGCCAUUAGUGACCAGCAGGCUGAACAGACAAUGACAGCUGCUGCUGUGCAACCACCUGUGCCUGUUCCAGUUAAUGAGCCUGUGGUAUGGUCCUAUGCUGAUCUUUCAUGUGAUGGCCAGACAGUGGCACUGUUAGUCAAUGUCGUGGAGAACCCUGGGGAGUUCUACUGCCACAUCAACAGUCCUACAGACCGUCAGCAGCUGAUAGAGCUGGGGACUGAGCUGAAUAAGCAUUGUGAGGCAGAUGCGUCUCCUUUUGAGCCCAAAGUGGGAGAGCCUUGUUGUGCAUUGUCUUCUGACAUUGGAGUUUGGUAUCGGGCUAUAGUGAAGGAGCUGUCUGAAGAUAAAGUGUCUGUAAUAUUUGUGGACUAUGGUAUGACCAUGAAAGUGGAAAGGAGCCACCUUAGAUCCAUUACACCCCGACUCCUGGCUCAACCUUUCCAGGCAGUUCGCUGCUGGCUCACAGGUGUGGAGCCCCUGGGUUCAGAGUGGAGCAGUGAAGCGGUGGUGUGGUUCCAGACUCUGGUGCUUGGCAGGCAGCUUUCUGCACGAGUCCUUUCUAUCACUGAACAGGGCUAUGGUGUGGAGCUGGAGAGCCGAGGACAGAAUGUGGCCGCUGCCCUCAUAUCUGAGCAGUUAGCCAAAGUUCCUAGAGAGAUAUCCAAAGAGACCCAGGAAACCACAGCCUGUCGAGCCAAAUACCCAGAGAGUGCAAAGGACAAUGAACUCAGCCAAAUACAGCCACAAGCCUCCAACCAGACAGGAGCCAGUUCCAAAGAGAUGCCAACUGAACAGCUAGCUGCAUCACCAUCAGAAGUCCCUUCUUUCCCAGUGGACUGGAAGACAGUGGAGCUGCCUCUCAGUGAAAGCUUUAAGCCAUACAUCGCAGCUGUCACUAGUCCUUCCCUCUUCUACCUGUUUGUUCCCAGCCAGGUCCAGCAAAAGCUUCUGGAGGUGAUGAUGGAGGUGGCUGUCUACUGCAGCAACAACAGUGCCUCUUCAUCAUCUGCUGUCCUGAGCAGACCAGCUCCUGGGGCUGCAUGUUGUGCCCAGUACUCUGCUGACAAUAGCUGGUACCGUGCAGUGGUCCUGGAAGCAGCUGAGAAUGAGAUGAGUGUCAUUUAUGCAGAUUAUGGCAACACUGAAAAGGUGCCACUGUCCCGAAUAUUGCCUAUCCCCAUGCGCCUGCUGCAUUUCCCAUUUCAGAUCAUUCGCUGCACCCUCUCUGGUAAGGAGCACUUUCCUGCAGAGUGGCCAGAGGAAGUGCAGCAGAUGUUUCAAAGCAUCCUGCUGAGUGGUGUUCUUGCCACCGUCCAGUCCUUCGAUGGCUUUGCUAAUGUGCUCUCACUCACUCUGCCCACUGAGAGAGGUGGGGGCCACCUCACCCCCAUGAUCUUGGAUGCACUACAAGCCCAGACCCAGAGUAAUCUUUGUCCUGCCACCACCCAGAGGGCCAACCAGGCUGACAGCUGCACACCUCCUGCUAGCAUUACAGCUGCACCGGAGCCAACCCCCCAGACUCCCCAGCAGAAUGAAGACACUUAUGCACUGGCAGCCAGUGAGGAUUCGGACAAGAAGAUUCCCCAAAUGGAGCCACUGUCACAGAAUAAUGUGACUAAUGGGCCUCAAUCCAUCAGCUGCUGCUGUCUGUGCCAGACAAAGAUUGAUCACCUGGAAGAGAUGAUGAAGCUGCAGCUUACUCUUAUCACGCAUUUAGUGGAACAGACAAAAUAAGAUGAACUACUUCUGUAGUUUGGUUAAAUUGUUGAACUCAAGUUAGUAGUUUGUAGUUUAACUUGUUUUUCUGGGCCAUGUUUGUCUAAAACGUGAACCGUCUCUGUAGUCUCCAGGACCUGCCGUCCAGCUUUGACUUAAUUUUGUUGAUCACUUAUUGUGUAUUCUGUUCAGUGUUCAAUUCUGGUUUUAAUCUGGGAUUGUGUUCGAGUCAAUCUAGGUUUUUCUGGGGAAAAAACGGAACGCCCCAUUUAGGUUAAAGUUGGCAGAAAUAUCAAUGAAGAGAUAUUCAGCCUCAGUUAUCCAAGUGUUUUUGUCCAGUGAGUGUGCUGUGCAGAUGUUUGUUUUGUUCAGUCACCUGUUCAGGUGAGAUGUGUAACCAGACUUUGUUGCCUAUUUUCUGCGCCAAAACAAAAAAAAUAAAUGCAGUAAUGCGGUUUUA